CUCUUGACCACGGGACGUGAUCUCCAGCCAAAGAUCUGCUCCUCAGGCACGAGACCAAAGCAGAUUGAAGUGGCCACAGCAGCCACCACCCUCUUUCUCCUGGCAAGUCUGGGGCCCCUGUGUGCUGGAGCUCCUGCAGCAGCACUGUCCCAAGGAACAGCAGGAGGAGGUGUUGGGAGAAGGAGAAGGUGGCCACCCAGAGCAGGGUCAUUUGCUAUGGUGGAGACCAACACAACGAACCUCUCUCUGACCUACAUGACUUCUGGAUAUGCAGCUUCACAGGCAGUUAAUCGAUCUCAGUGCAUGACAGGAAACAAUAGGGUGUUAAUAACUUCAAGUGUCUGUGUUGGGAUUUGCCUGUGUGGACUUGUGGGCAACAUGAUGGUCAUGUGGUUCGUGGGCUUCCAAUUGAAGAAGAGUCCCUUCACCGUCUACGUCCUGAAUCUGGCCGUCGCUGACUUCUCUCUGCUCCUGUUCCUUCUUGUUAGGCUUAUAUUGCAUAUUAUUUCAACAGUCUAUUGCAUUGUCUCCUUCCAAUACCGCCUGACCAAUUUUAUCCUGAUGGAUCUCUUUCUCUUUUGGUACUUUGCCAGCAUGUAUCUCCUGUCGGCAAUGAGCAUGGAGAGGUGCCUGUCCGUUUUGUUCCCAAUCUGGUACCGCUGUCACCGCCCAAAGCGCUUGUCAGGCAUCCUGUGUGGGGUUCUCUGGGCUCUCGCUGGACUUUUUGUUUCUUUGGUUUUCAUCGGCUGUUAUAUCCCUUUGCCUAUAAGCUGUGAACGCCUAUUGCAAGGCAUAAGCAUUGUCAACUUUCUCAUUUUCUCUUUAUUCCCAUUCGUUUCCAACAUCUCCCUGUACCUCAAACUCCAGUGUGGCUCCCAGAGACGACACCUGGGGAAACUCUACGUUGUGGUCCUUCUCAGUGUAAUCUUCUUGUUCAUCUUUGGCUUUCCGCUCACUGUGGUGGUUUUCCUUGAUCCUGUUUAUUUAAACCUAUUUUACCUCCACAUUUCUUACCUGCUGGCAUCAAUGAACAGCAGCAUCAACCCCAUCAUUUAUUUCCUGGUGGGGAGCUGCCAGCAGCGACGAUUCCACAGCUCUGCAAAGGUCGCCUUCCGCCAAGUGUUUGAAGAGAAAGCAGCGAGCGAGGAGGGGAGCCAUGUGCCUGGGGACACUGUGAUGGAGACUACUCCAUAAGAACCUACUGGUGAGGACACCUGGAGCCUCACAGGCAGCCUGGGGGGUGGAGGAGCCUGGGGACACAUGGCACAGACCCAGCACGGCACCGAACCGCCGGGGUUAGUCCCAGCACAUGGACCGUGUUCCCUUUGCAAUAACGCUCAUUGUUCUG
Messenger RNA from Cuculus canorus (common cuckoo), 1348 nucleotides. RefSeq names its product proto-oncogene Mas. The transcript has 2 exons. Lineage: Eukaryota; Metazoa; Chordata; Aves; Cuculiformes; Cuculidae. Gene Ontology annotation, biological process: G protein-coupled receptor signaling pathway. Gene Ontology annotation, molecular function: G protein-coupled receptor activity. Gene Ontology annotation, cellular component: membrane. The record is from RefSeq and is a predicted model, not a curated record. Bases 217 to 1194 code for a protein of 325 amino acids.